This is a messenger RNA of Anolis carolinensis (green anole), 4333 nucleotides long. RefSeq names its product SRY-box transcription factor 21 (gene sox21). Bases 1 to 855 code for a protein of 284 amino acids. Gene Ontology annotation, biological process: negative regulation of transcription by RNA polymerase II; positive regulation of transcription by RNA polymerase II; cell differentiation. The transcript has a single exon. NCBI's taxonomy places the organism in Eukaryota, Metazoa, Chordata, Lepidosauria, Squamata, Anolidae. Gene Ontology annotation, molecular function: RNA polymerase II cis-regulatory region sequence-specific DNA binding; DNA-binding transcription factor activity, RNA polymerase II-specific. The record is from RefSeq and is a predicted model, not a curated record.
AUGGCGAAGCCGUCGGAGCACGUCAAGCGCCCCAUGAACGCCUUCAUGGUGUGGUCGCGGGCGCAGCGGCGGAAGAUGGCGCAGGAGAACCCCAAGAUGCACAACUCGGAGAUCUCCAAGCGGCUGGGCGCGGAGUGGAAGCUGCUCUCCGAGGCCGAGAAGCGGCCCUUCAUUGACGAGGCCAAGCGCCUCCGCGCCAUGCACAUGAAGGAGCACCCGGACUACAAGUACCGCCCGCGGCGCAAGCCCAAAACUCUGCUGAAGAAGGACAAGUUCGCUUUCCCCGUGGUGGGGCCCUACGCCCUGCCGCCCGAGGACCACCACCACCACCAUCACCACCACCCCCUGGGCGCCCACCACCCCCACCACGCGCACCUCAAGGCCUCCUCCGCCGCCCUCCACGGCCACGAGGCGCUGCUCAACCCAGAGAAGGCCGCCGCCGCAGCCGCCGCCGCCGCCGCGCGCGUUUUCUUCCCGCCCAGCGUGGGGCCCUACUCGCUCCUGGACCUGGGCUCCAAGAUGGCCGCGGAGAUCUCCUCCUCGUCGUCGUCCUCCUCUACGCCCUCCGGGUCGGUGACCACGGCGGCGGGGCUGCCCUACGCGGCGUCUUCCUUGGCUUACCCGACGGCAGCGACGGUGGGCGCUUUCCACGCAGCGGCGGCGGCGGCGCACACUCACUCGCACCCGUCGCCGGGCAACCCGGGCUACAUGAUCCCCUGCAACUGCAGCGCCUGGCCCGGCCCGGGACUCCAGCCCCCGCCGCUGGCCUACAUCCUCCUGCCCGGGAUGGGCAAGCCGCCCAUGGACCCCUACCCCGCCGCCGCCGCCUACGCCGCCGCCGCCGCAGCGCUAUGACCCCCAGAGCCAGCGGCGCCGGGCCACACUUGCUGUACAGCAGGCAUGGGCAAACUUUCUAACUUGGGGGCCGCAUUUCUGGUGGGCCGGGGUGGAGGGAGGGGGGUCUCCCCAAGCCCCCUCCCUGCCCUUUCCUCCUCUUCCUCUGUCGGGAAACUUUUGCAUUCCAAAAGAGUUGGCUUUGGCCAGGAUGAGAUGGUGAAUGGGAGAGGGAAAGUGUAUCCGUUAGAUUCCCCCCCCCCCCUUGCCUACUCCUGAUAUAGAAUCAGAGCUGGAAGAGACCCCCAAGGGCCAUCCAGUCCGACCCCCUGCCAUGCAAGACGGCACAAUCAAAACACGGUGUUGUCCAAAGCUUUUCUGUGAGUUUUCCGGCUUGGAUGGCCAUGUUCCAUAAGCGUUUUCUCCUGACUUUUCGCCCACAUUUAUGGCAGGCAUCCUCAAAGUUUGUGAGGGGAUUAAUUGCAGCAUUCACACUUGCCUCCAACAGACAAGAGCUCUUUCUCCCACCCUGGACCUUCCAUGGAUAUAUAAACCCCUCUUGCCUAGUUUCCAUCAGACCUCACAACCUCUGAGGAUGCCUGCCAUAGAUGUGGGCAACAUUUCAGGAGAAAAUGCUUCUGGAACAUGGCCAGACAGCCCGGAAAACUCACAGCAACCCAAUCAAAGCACUCCCAAUAGACAGCCUCUGCGGAAAAGCCUCCAGAGAAGGAGACUCCACCACACUCUGAGGCAGCCUUUGCCACUCUCCAGGAAGUUCUUCAUAACCUUUUCAGUCAAAACUCUUUCCCUGCCAUUUGAACCCAUUGCUCCCUUGGGCCCAGCCAGGUCUCUAGAGCAGCAGAAAGUCAGUUUUCGCCCUCCCUCCUCCUCAAUGGGGACACCCUUUCAAAUCUUGCACCAUGGUUCUCAUGUUCGCCUUCUCUUCUCCCAGCUAAACAUCCCCAGGAGGAAAUAGAGGGGGAGAAGGUUGGAAGGAAGGGUGGAAGGGGGAAGAGAAAGAGGAAAGGAAGAAGGAAGGAUAGGAUGGUGAGAGAGAGGAGGGCCUGAGAAAAGAGGCCAUGGGGCCGUAUCUGGGCCUGGGUUUGCCCAUCCUGCUGUACAGCCUAGAGGCAGCCCCGGGUCUUCUGGUUCCUUUACGUUGCUCGGCUGCCCUCCGUCUCCCCCUCCUGGGUCUUUCAGAGACUUCCUCUCUUCGCUCACGUCCCAAACCUGUCCUGCGGUCCCUUUCGCCUCAAACACGGUCCUGAUCCUUUUUCAGGACUGGAGGAGAACGAAGUUUGGUACCGCUUUCUCUGCCCUGCCUCAAGGCCGUGGACUCCUGGGAGUCGCAGUUGGGUGAAGCCUGAAGUGCCCUCACUCUUCGGCAGAGAAGGAGUUCCCUGGGUUGCAUCGCAGUGAGCCACGGCAGUCAAAGGGGAGUCAAACCGCAUUCAUUCCAACGAGGCAAAGCUCCCUUUAUACUGCCAUAAAAUAAUCCAGUUCAAAGCAGAUAAUCUGACUUUUUCGCUUCUGGUGUGAGAGAAUUGGCCUUUGCCCAGGGGACGCCGGGAUGUUUGAUGUUUUACCAUCCUUGUGGGAGGCUUCUCAUGUCCCUGCAUGGGGAGCUAGAGUUGACCGACGGGAGCUCACCCGCUGUCCCCUAUUUGAGCUCCUGUCGAGACAAGGGUUUGACACAUUGAGCCAAGGGAGCUGCAAUUUUGCAAGUUGCUCCUGACACAAGAAAACAAAUCUGGCUUUGAUGUGGCAGUGUAGAGGGGGCCAAAGGCUUCCUCCCCCGCUCAGUCCCCAGUCCCUGGCUUUUAGGGAAGGAAGAGUGGUGGCCCCCAGCCUGCCCUUUGCCGCUUCCCCCAUCGCCUCUCUCCGGCCUCUCCCUUCCUUUGGAGCGGCUGCAGCCAGGUUGGGAGUUGUCACCUCAUAAAACUCGGGCAGGCUCCUCAUUUUAGAAGGGAGGCCAAGUCAACUGUCUCCCAUUUUUCUCCUUCUUCCCACAGUCUCACACACAGGCCUACGCAGCUGUAUAAAAUUCACAUUGAACUGGGUUAUAUAGUAGUGUGGGAUCACAGUUCAAAGCGGAGAUUGUGGAUAAUCUGCCUUGGUUAUAUGGCUGUAUGGAAGGGCCCUUAAAAUAUUGUUAAGUUUUUGUAGAAAGUUAAGGCGUUCAGACGAACUCUGGGCCCUCCCACAAAGCCACAUAACCCAGAAUAUCAAGGCAGAAAAUCCCAUAAUAUUUGCUUUGAACUGGGUUGUAUGAGUCCACAUAGCCAUACAUUCCAGUUUAAAGCAUAUAAUGUGGGAUUUUAUUCAGCUGUGUGGAAGGGGCCUCUGUUGUUGGAGCUGUUGACAUUUGACUGGUCCUGAGCACACCUCCCUUCUUCCUUUUCCUUUCCUUCCCCUAUUUCCUCCCUUCUCUUUCCUUGCUUCCCUCCUUCCCCACUCCUUUCCCUUCUUGCUGCCCUCCUUCCCCCUCUCCUUCCAGUGGGACUUGUUUUCCAUUAAUCCUGUGUCCUAGACCUACACUGCCAUUUAAAAUCUAGAUGAUCUGCUUUGAACUGGAUUAUGUGGCAGUAUAAACUCCUAUAAUCCAGUUCGAAGCAGAUCAUCUGGAUUACCUGUUCUGAUAAUCUGGAUUAUAUGGCAGUGAAGAUCCAUCCCUAGAAGUCCAACUAGACUAUAAACAAGUUUGAAGAAGUAACUACUUGACUUUCAGGAUCCCGAUUUGAUUCAGAGCUGCUGUUGGUUUGUUUGUUUUUUUUAAAGGAAGAAACUUGACUUCACCUCUGAGGGAUAAUUAUAUAUUUAUUAUGAUGAAGAUGUGUCCCAAACCAGGCAUGUAACGACAGCCAUAUAUACCAGAAUAUAAAGGCAAACAAUCCACAAUAUCUGCUUUGAACUGGGAUAUAUGGCACUGUGGACUCAGAUAACACAGCUCAAAGCAGAUAUUGUGGGUUAUUCUGCUUUGAUACUCUGGGUUAUAUGGCUGUGUGGAAGGGCCCCGUUCCCCUUUCCUUCUUUCUUUUUCCCCCCACCAGAGUUGCACAGCCGACUUGGCCUGGGUGAGAAAAAUACUAUAUUAUUCCUGUUCAAAACAUCAUUCUUUAGUUGCAGAGAAUGAUGGAGCGGGAGGGGCGAAUUAAUUUCCAACCCCCUUCCUUCUCCAUCCAUCCCACCUUUACUUUUGUAAUAUGUAUAUUUGGAUUAAUGUUUGUGAAUCAAGUUGGCUAACCUGUACUUAGUUUAAUUUCCCCUUUUCCCUUUUUUAUUGUAUUGGUUUUCUGUAAUAUACGGUUUAUGGGGGGAGCAGGGAAAGUUUUUAAGUAUUGGUUUUAACCUUUGACGUGUAUAAAAUGAGUUUGCUGGUGUGUUCUAAUUUAAAAUUAGACGUCUCGACGAUAUCUGUACAUUUAGACUCCGACUGACCACUCUGUUCAUUUUGGAACAAAGAGUUUAAAUAAAAAGCCUGAAGCAGGGGAGAAAAAGA